Molecule: messenger RNA, 639 nt
Organism: Paramecium tetraurelia
Lineage: Eukaryota; Ciliophora; Oligohymenophorea; Peniculida; Parameciidae
Exons: 1
Source: RefSeq, a predicted model, not a curated record
AUGAAAGAAUGCAGAUUUAAGAUGAACGGAAGAUUGGACAAUAGAAAGUAGUUAGCGUAGGAUAUCCCAGAGAAUAUACAAGAUGUCAGUUAUGAAGAAGAUGAAAGAAGAUCAAUAUUUAUAAAAUUCUAAUAAAACCAUAAAUUAUUAAAUAAAAUAAUUAAGAAUAAGAUAAGUAUGAUUAGAUCUUUUAAGUAAUACACCUAGGAGACCAGCAAACGAUUGUUGAGCCCUUUAUAAAGCAGUCAUUUUGGAUACAGUCCAGAGACUAAUCUAAUAUCGAAGCCUUAAACGCAUAUUGCGAGGAAAUCAAGUCUUAUUGACUUGAGGUAGUUCGAGGAGAAAAAAUUCCAACUGCCGAGACACAAGGAGAACAAUGUAAUUAGGAAGCCUGUGACGUCUGAUCCAAUGUCUAGUAAGAAGAUUUUGCAGAUAGUAAAAGAGGCUCAAUAAUAAUUAUAUUCAUCUCAAUAACCUAGAACUUAAUAAUAAGUGCAAUAGCAAAAGCAGAUCAGAGUUAUAACCUUAGAGAAUUAAAUCGAGGGUCUAAAUUUUACUUUUGCUCAAAAUUUCUCGAAUAAGAAAGAAAUCAUGAAGGAGUUUUCGGCACACAGCUUAAAAAAGAAGUUUUUUGCUUGA